AUGUCUUUCGACCGAUUAAACUCACUAGAGGCGCAGCCUACUGAUAUGCGCCGGUCCGAUGACCCGCAGUAUCGUGAUGACCCUGGCUUCGAUCAUUUAGCUGAAUCGCUGUCCGAUCAACUGUUCACGUUGACUUCCAACAUCUCGCGUCUUUCCAACCAGAUUGCACUUCUCGGCACAAAGAGAGAUACGGAACGUGUGCGCGAACGUGUACACAACCUUCUGGACGAGACACGGACAGGGUUCAAAGACGUUGGCGAUGGGCUGAAGAAGAUCCAGCAAUGGGAGGACGUCAAUCCAUCACAAAAAUGGACCCAGCAAAAAUUGUCAUCCGAAUUCAAAGCCAGCCUUGAUGAAUUCCAAACGGUGCAGCGUCGAGCUUUGGAAAAACAGCGAGCUUCGGCAGUUGCAGCGCGUUCAGCUAUCGAGGAUGGGGAACAUGCAUCAGAUGAGGCUGGAGUGCAACUCCAGCAACAACAGCAGCUGGAACAAUCCCGAAUGGCGAACCAAAGCGAGGUGGAUUUCCAAGAAUCUCUCAUCAUUGAGCGGGAGAACGAAAUUCGCAACAUUGAGCAAUCGGUUGGUGAAUUGAACGAGCUAUUCCGAGACGUUGCCCAUAUUGUUCACGAGCAAGGCGGACAACUCGAUAUCAUCAGCGAGAACGUCCAGAACGUUGUUCGAGACACAGGGGGCGCCAAUACCGAGCUACGCAGUGCUAGUCGAUAUCAGAAAAACGCCCGCAACAAGGCCUGCUGCUUGCUGAUCAUCCUUGCGGUUAUCUUGACCAUCAUCGUUUUAGCGGUUGUUCUGGGUUAA
This is a messenger RNA of Penicillium oxalicum, 816 nucleotides long. Its product is annotated as SNAP receptor PEP12. The record is from RefSeq and is a predicted model, not a curated record. Lineage: Eukaryota; Fungi; Ascomycota; Eurotiomycetes; Eurotiales; Aspergillaceae. Gene Ontology annotation, molecular function: SNARE binding; SNAP receptor activity. The transcript has 2 exons. Bases 1 to 816 code for a protein of 271 amino acids. Gene Ontology annotation, cellular component: membrane; endomembrane system; SNARE complex. Gene Ontology annotation, biological process: intracellular protein transport; Golgi to vacuole transport; vesicle fusion.